UAUUAAACAUGGCGUCCGACGCAGAGGAUGAUGACUUGGAUGCCCUUCGUAAUGCUGCACUGGCGACUCUGAAGCCUAAAGCACAACCCAUCCAGCAAGUAAUAAGCAGCAUAUCGAAUGUUGGGCGUUCUAAGCCUGGCUCUCCUUGGCAUGAAUAUCCAGGCAGUGUGGAUGUUGUUCCUGAGUUUUCAUACCAACCGGACCCGGUGCCAGAACCUGUGUCUUUUCCAGGUCCCAGGUUUCCACUGCCCAAUGUGUUGCUCACACAGCCACGACCGUUUGGUUGGCAGCAGCAGCCACCGCCGCGACACUUCAAUAACGGAAUUCAGCCUGUGCGACAGCGGGGAUUUUUCCCAGAACGACACAACUUCUCUGGUCGAUCUCACCAUAGAAGUUUUGGUGACAGGGGUCGACUUAUACGCGACAGGGGUCGUUAUACACGACGAGGUUAUGUGGACAACAGAGGCGGAGCCUUCUUCAUGAGAGGUCGAGGAGGAGCUGCAGGUCCGGUGACUUUGAUACGUCCUGCUGGUGGCGCCACAUUGGAAGCAGACGCAGAGGCAGCGGCUGGAAAUCUUAUUGUGAUCAGACCCCAUCUAGCCGAGGGUGGUCAUGCUAGUCGUACGGCCCCUCCGCCAGGUCCUGUUGGUGUUCAGAGCUCGGGGAACCAGGCAGCUCCUGCUGUCUCUAAACCCAAGCUGAUCUUACCUCAGGACAAGUAUCACUCCACUGCUCCUUCAGCAGGCACAAGGGUUCAGAUGGUCACAGAACCAGAACGGCCGCCGAAACCGAAAGAUAAAUUCAGCCGCUACAAUGACUCUGAUUCCGACGAGGAAGACGAAGAGGAGGAGGAUGACUUGGACACCCACAGCGAAGUGGAUGACAUCACCAGGGAAAUCGACAAAGUCCUUGACGAUGAUCGAGACAUUUUCAGUUCCCAGGCUGAAGAAGACAGUGGACCUGUGAAAGACACUAAUGCUGCCUUUGAGGUGGAGGUUCGAAAGUUAGAUAUUUCAGAGAAUGAGGAGGAAGGAGAGGAAGAGACUUUGGAUGAACUUGCAAAGGAUGACGGGUCAGCCCCUGUGUCCCCUGCUGCCAGCGAGGCUGACAGUAUAGACUUGGACGCCUUGGCUGCUGAUGAACCAGUUCUUUUAGGGGAUGUGGGUUUGUGUGAUGAUGGUAAUAUCUCCAAUGUUGUGACAGAGGAGCCCGAUAUAUCGCCUCCCGACAGUGACCUUGUGACAAUUAUUGCUAAUGAUUCUAAAGAUGUUGUUCCAGAGGAUUCUAAGCCGGUAGAAGAUUCUCAAAAAGGAAGUGUAGAUAAAUCACCUGGGUCUUCGUCCUCUUCAUCAUCCUCCUCCUCUUCCUCAUCCAGUUCUGGUGAAUCGUCCAGUGAGGAAGAGGAGGAGGAUGAUAAAGGAGGAAAAACUGGAGCUAAGAACUCUGGUAAAGAAGACCCCAGCAAGUCACCUCUACCUAGUCAGGCAGCGGAUACCACAGUGUCACUGACUGAUGAUGGGAAUGUGUCACCUAUGACGGACCCGUUGACAUCAUCGCUUUCACCACAACGCCAUAAAGAGUCACUUGAGGCAGUUGUUCCCCUUUCUCCACGUCACAAAUAUUUGUCUUCUCGGGGAUCUCGCUCACCAAGGCGACCUUCAAAAUCUCCCACCUCACCAUCUCAUAAAGAUCGUUCACCACAUAAACGUUCGUUAUCACCAAGGGGCCGCCCACUGUACCGCAGGUCUCGUUCUCCCCCAUAUGAAAGAACUCCCACUAGGAGGUAUCAGUCCCCUACUACACGCCCUCGAUCUCCAUCAUUGCUACCUCGGAGAUCAACGUCCCCUCGUAGAUCUCAGCCCCAUCGCCGACGGUCAGGGUCACCCCCUCCAAGAGGGCAUUCUCCCAGAAGACGUUCACUUUCUCCUUCAAGGAGAAACAGGACAAGUGAUCAAAGAAGUCGGUCUCCUUACCGCAGGAGAGGCUCACCCAUCACUCGUCCUCUUGACGAGAAAAGGGGCAUGCAUCCCGGGAAUUACAAUGCUUCACGUUACGGGGAAAGACGAGACCGAGACAGGUAUUCAAGUAGGGAAGGUGCUCGCAAGAGGUCUGCUGAUCGCCCAGCAGACAGAGAUAGGGGUAGGUACAGACGAUCGGGAUCCCGUGAUUGCAGGGAACGACCGUCUCGUGAUCUGUCGCCUGCCAAAGAUAGUCCAAGGAGGCAGGAGAAGGUAAAAGCAUUGGAUGCCAGUCCUGAAGAGCCUGUCAUGUCUCAGGCAGAUCUAGAUAAACUUACGCCAGAGGAGAGAGCCAAAUUUGAAGCAAGGAGGAGAAAGUUUGCUAGUAGUGAGGUUCAGAUUGAUCCUUCAAAGAAAGUUUCCCUGAAGAGCAUCAAAGAGCGAUCCAAGAAGCAGAAAAGGGCUAGUCAGACAAAAGAAGUGGCAAAGAAAGGUUCAAAGUUGAGCAAUCUUAAAGUAGAUAAUGUGAAAGGGAAAAGAAAAAAAGCAGUAGAAGUAGAAGAGGUUGAGGAGGAAGAGGAAAGCGAUGAAGAGGAAGAGGUGGCCCUUGAGGAUAUAGAAGAUGACAGUGAUGAAUCCGAGUCGGGCAGAGCGUGGCGUGAGGAGGAGAAUACAGGGAAAAAAUCCUCAAAGUCUUUAAUUCGUCAAGGUGCUGAUAAAGCCAUUUCGCAUCGCCGUGGUCGCUUAGCAGUAAAAGAUGAUCUUUUGUCUAAUUCUCGUCGGCGAGAUGGUGGCUUUGUUGAGAAACAAAGAAGAGGAGAUGCGUCCAGGUAUGCAAGGGAUGGUGGUUUGUUUGCAAGACACCAUCGCCAACAGCAAGAGCAAUUUGUGUCGGAAGACGACAGUGAAGAUGACGAUGCCCCAGCUCGGCUAACCAGUAGUAUUGUAGCAGCAAAGCCGUUCAAAGCUGAUAUUCCUCCAGAAAAACUGCGCAUUGAAGUGCAAGUGGCUCCUUCAGAAGUUAUGAAAAAGAAAUCAAAGAAGGGGAAGCUAGAUUUUUCUCAUGUGUAUGCAGUACCAGCUAAGCGCAGAAUAGAAGAAGAUGCUGAAGAUGUGGCAGCGAUACUAGCAAAGAAGGCUAAGAAGAAGAAAAAGAAGAAGGAGAAAAAGAAGAAAAAACAGUUCAGAGAAGAGGAGGAAGAUAUGGCAGCUGACAGUAGUGAGGAGGAGGUGGAGGAGGACGCAGCAGUGGUAAGCCAGCCUCGCAUACAAGCUCCGAGACCUUCUGUUUUGCAGCGGCUAGGCAAAAAGGUACCCAUCAGUCAACCAAAGGAGAAGAAGAAAAAAAAGAAAAAAAAUCUCUCAGAUGAUGCAGAUCCCAUUGAUGAACUUGACCUGCGGAUGCUCAAGAUGAAAGAAAAGAAUGCAGCGAUAUUGAGGCGGCAGAGGGAAAUUGAACAAGACAAGGAGAUGUAUGGAUAGCGACUGGCAGCAUGCAAGAGCUCGGCUGUGAAGUGUUGACCCAAAAGAUGUUCAAGAGCAGAAUCUUCAUUCCCCGCAUUAUUAUCUAUUGCGCACUGAUUAGUGUAAAGAUAGUGUAUUAUGGCUCCUGAUACCUGCUCUCUGUCCAUAUCCCUCCGAUCCCUCUAAUGUUUGUCUUGUUUUGUGGAUCCCUCUUUUUUGAAAAUGUCACAACCAAUAUUUGUAUUUUUUCCACAAUGCAUUAGUGGCUGGAUUAUCUUAUUUCCAAAGCAACAAAAGCUGAUGUAUUUGUCUUAAACCACACCAGAAUAGCAUUUCUGAACUGCUUGUCUGCAUCUGUCCUUUAGGCUCUUAGAUUUGGUUUUGUUGUUUUUUUCAUUGGCCUUUUUGGGGUGUGCAUGCUUUGAUGGUGGUUGGGUGGGG
Aplysia californica (California sea hare) is the source of this 3863-nucleotide messenger RNA. RefSeq names its product serine/arginine repetitive matrix protein 2. The record is from RefSeq and is a predicted model, not a curated record. NCBI's taxonomy places the organism in Eukaryota, Metazoa, Mollusca, Gastropoda, Aplysiida, Aplysiidae. The transcript has 7 exons. Bases 9 to 3440 code for a protein of 1143 amino acids.